This is a messenger RNA of Panicum hallii, 1452 nucleotides long. Its product is annotated as ervatamin-B-like. Bases 59 to 1207 code for a protein of 382 amino acids. Lineage: Eukaryota; Viridiplantae; Streptophyta; Magnoliopsida; Poales; Poaceae. The transcript has 4 exons. Gene Ontology annotation, cellular component: lysosome. The record is from RefSeq and is a predicted model, not a curated record. Gene Ontology annotation, molecular function: cysteine-type endopeptidase activity.
ACAGAGCCUCUCCUCUCAUCGUCCCUCGCCGAGCUCGACGCCACCUCAGACGAUCGCCAUGCGUCCACCGCGCUCCCCUGCGCCCGCCGCGGCGCUGCUCGCGCUCGCGGUGGCGCUGGCUCUGGCCUCCGCCGCCGCGGCCCGCCACCCCUACGCCACCGUGCCGCCGCCGGCGGAGCGGGCGGACGAGGAGGUGCGGCGCAUGUACGCGUCGUGGAAGUCGGAGCACGGCCGCCCGCGCGGCAACUGCGACCUGGCCGGCGGCGAGGAGGAGGACCGGCUGCGCCUGGAGGUGUUCCGCGACAACCUUCGCUACAUCGACGCGCACAACGCGGAGGCGGACGCGGGGCUCCACAGCUUCCGCCUCGGCCUCACCCCCUUCGCCGACCUCACCGUCGAGGAGUACCGCGGCCGCGUCCUCGGGUUCCGUGGCCGCCGCAGCGCGGCUCGCCGGGCCGGGAGCACGCGCUACCUGCGCCGCCGCCGCGACCAGCUCCCCGACGACGUCGACUGGCGCCAGCUCGGUGCCGUCACCGAGGUCAAGAACCAAGAGCAAUGCGGUGGGUGCUGGGCGUUCUCGGCAGUGGCAGCCAUGGAGGGGAUCAACUCGAUCGUGACGGGCAACCUCAUCUCGCUGUCGGAGCAGGAGGUGAUCGACUGCGACAGCCAGGACGGCGGCUGCAAUGGCGGAAUCAUGCAGAACGCCUUCCAGUUCGUCAUCAACAACGGCGGGAUCGACACCGAGGCCGACUACCCCUUCACCGGAACCGACGGCACAUGUGACGCCAACCGGGUGAAUGAAAAGGUUGUGACCAUAGACAACUUCGUGGAUGUGGCGACCAACAACGAGACGGCGUUGCAGGAGGCGGUGGCGAGCCAGCCCGUUAGCGUCGCUAUUGAUGCCGCCGGUCGCGCAUUCCAGCACUACCAGUCGGGCAUCUUCAACGGGAUGUGCGGGACGAGGCUGGACCAUGGCGUGACGGCGGUGGGCUACGGCAGCGAGAACGGCAGGGACUUCUGGAUCGUGAAGAACUCGUGGAGCGACGGCUGGGGCGAGGGCGGCUACAUCCGGAUGGCGCGCAACGUGCCCUCGCCCAGGGGCAAGUGCGGCAUCGCCAUGGACGCGUCGUACCCGGUGAAGUACAGCUCCAACAGCAACCCGGCGGCCAGGGCGGCGAUGGCUGUGCUGGAGAUGGUCAUUGCUUAGAGGCACAGAGAAAGAGAGGCGACGGCCGCCGCUAGGUUGCCCCUUUGUUGCUGCGGUGUGUGUGGAGCUGAGUUGCUCAUUUGCAGUAGUGUUGUGAUGCGCGAGGAUCUUGCUGAACUUAGUAUAUGCAUGUAGCACCGGAAAUAAGUUAUUAUGAUGUAUUAAGUUAAUAAGUCAUGUAAUAAAUACUAUACUCCUUUUGAGGGGUAAUGUAAUAAAGUUUCAAAUAAAGUUGUUUGUGCUUA